This is a messenger RNA of Syngnathoides biaculeatus (alligator pipefish), 1580 nucleotides long. RefSeq names its product T-cell acute lymphocytic leukemia 1 (gene tal1). Lineage: Eukaryota; Metazoa; Chordata; Actinopteri; Syngnathiformes; Syngnathidae. The transcript is spliced from 4 exons. Gene Ontology annotation, biological process: regulation of transcription by RNA polymerase II. The record is from RefSeq and is a predicted model, not a curated record. The coding region runs from base 217 to 1443 and encodes 408 amino acids. Gene Ontology annotation, molecular function: RNA polymerase II cis-regulatory region sequence-specific DNA binding; protein dimerization activity; DNA-binding transcription factor activity, RNA polymerase II-specific.
AAAAAAAAAAAAAAGAGCGUCAGACAUGGAUGACCCACUCACAAAAUGGCUCCACUUAGGCGGUAGCAUCAACAGCGGCACUCCCGACGGGUUGCACGUGCACGAUUAUUUUUUUUUAGGAUGGCGCAUGAGUUAUGAGUUAAACCGUGUUACUCUGGACUGUCUGUGAAAGAGAGAGAGAACGCCCACCCACCAAAAAAAAAAAAAAAAUAAAAAAUGAUGGAAAAAAGGCAGCCGGACCUUUCUCGGAGUCCAGAUGCAGAGUCCGGUCAUGGAAAGCCUGAGGACUCCUCCAUCAUCACCAUCAGACGGGAGGAAGAGGAGGAGGAGGAGGAGCAGGUGAUGAUGAAGAGAAGGAGGAGGAGGAAGAAUGGAGAAGAGGAGGUAGAGAAGGAGAAGGAGGAGGAAGGGGGAGGUCUCUCCGAGGAGACGGAUGCCGCGCCCCUGCAGAACUCGACGAAGGGGAGCGUCAUCGUCAUCAACGGCGUUGCCAAGGAAACCGCCUCUCGCGACGCCCUUGACCCGAAAAGGGAAGUGCCGGUGAUCGAGCUCUCCAGGAGGGACGCUAUAAAGGCGCUGGAGCGCAGGGCGGACAGCCAUUUGGUGCCCAUCACGGAGCUCCGCAGACCUCCUCUCCUAUCUCCCACUCUUCCUCACCCUCCUCUUCCUCCACCUCCUCCUCCUCCUCUUCCUCCUCCACUGCCGCACACCCAACGAGACGACGCUCGAAUGGUCCAGCUGAGCCCCAACGCGUUCCCUGUCCCGGCCCGGGCCAUGCUCUACAACCUGGCGCAGCCUCUCGCCGCCAUCAACAGUCUUGGAGGGGAUUCUGAGCAGUACAGCAUGUACCCCAGCAACAGGGUAAAACGCCGCCCGGCGCCUUAUGAGGUUGAACUCGACGAGGGUAGGCGCAUUUUAGAUCUUUAUAAGUAUGCGGGUCAGCCAAAGAUUGUCCGGCGUAUCUUCACCAACAGCCGCGAGCGUUGGCGGCAGCAGAACGUGAACGGCGCCUUCGCAGAGCUCCGGAAACUCAUCCCAACGCACCCUCCGGACAAAAAGCUGAGCAAGAACGAGAUCCUGCGUCUGGCCAUGAAGUACAUCAGCUUCCUCUCCAACCUCCUGGAGGACCAGGACGGGGGGCGCAAUGUUGGCGCCACAACUGAGGGAGACUCCGGGAUCUUGGUCGGGGCCCACGAGGGGGUGCCCCAGGUCGGGCCGCGUCAGGAUACUGUGGUAGGCCUGGCCAGAGACGACCUCCUGGAGACGAUGUCGCCCGGAUCGAGCUGCGGAAGCUUGCCCGACGGAGACGCCGAGGGCAGCCCGGAGAGCUUCGUGGAGGAUCAGGACUCGCCUCCGGCUCAGAGGACUAUCACCGCUUCACGCGGCCCCGUGCUCCAUCUCAGGCGCAAUGGACGCCCGCUGGAUGGCUCCGGCCGACGAUGAUACUGGCGCCAAAAGAGUGGAAAAAGCAACAAGCGAGACUUGAACAGACUGAAAGAGAGCCCGCUUAGUCCUCCGGGUCACUUGUGAUGGAGAACGUAGCUCUGCAAUCUGAGACAACAUGGACCUGACUACCUACC